Cooperia oncophora is the source of this 984-nucleotide messenger RNA. The record is from the annotation of a GenBank genome assembly. Lineage: Eukaryota; Metazoa; Nematoda; Chromadorea; Rhabditida; Trichostrongylidae.
AUGGCCACACUGACUAAUAAUUAUUUCAGUACGAUGGAUAUGAUGGCUACGGUGGUGGAGGAUACCCUCCUGGGUUAUUCUUAUGCAUUCAACUUUACAGGACCACCGGGUGGAUUUGGCGGUGGUGGAUUCGGAGGAGGCUUCGGAGGACCACCAGGUUUUGGAGGACCUGGUUAUGAUGUUGCACAGAGUCCGCUUGAUGCUGAGGUUCAGGUAGUCAUACGAGAGAUACACAACGAACUUGGUCUGUUUGAUGCCUCCGGGGAGUAUGGAGAACAGUUCAAGAAUGCGCGUCGCCUUCUAGCUGCUGAGUCUGAUAAACUGGAAAACAACAUCGAUCCGGAAUGGCUGGAGGUCGACAUUCCGAAACCAAUUAAGGUUACGAAGAAAGUGCUCAUCCCGAAUUUCCGUCACCCCAGAUUCAACUUUGUUGGAAAAAUUCUUGGACCUAAAGGAGCGUCUUUGCAAGCGAUGGCGAAACAACACAAAUGUCAUAUUUACGUACUUGGACGUGGUUCUACAAAAGAUAGAAAUAAGGAACAAGAACUUCUCAAUUCUGGAGAUCCUCAGUAUGCACACUAUGGCGGUCCAUUGCAUGUGAAGGUAGAAACUAUUGCUCCCGCCCAUAUAGCUUAUCAGAGAGUUGCUGGCGUGUUGGAGGAGCUGAACCGUAUCCUACAGCCAAUCCGUGAAGACACUACCCCUGGUCAUCUCAAGGAAGGAGAAAAUGGAACGAGCAAUGCUGGAGCAACCGAGGGCGGUGAUACCAAGAACGGCGGCGAGAGUGGUGAAAAGCAGCAGAAUUCUUUCGGCGGAGGUGGAGGUGGCGGAGGUCGUGGAGGAUUCGGUGAUCGUGGCCGCGGUGGUGGCCGUGGAGGCCCACGCGGUGGUUUCCGUGGACGUGGGGGCCCGGGAGGACCCGGAAGAGCCAGAGGAUCUCCUGAUCAAGUAAUUGAAUUGCAAUCUGUUCUUAAAUAUCGUUAA